GUAUGAGUUCUCGUGAGUUUAGGUCACGUGCUGAGCCUAACCUGCUUGGAGCUCGGCUUCCGGAAAUCUGCGUGUGUGGGAGGGUGCGGUCCCCGCGCGCGUCGGCGGAGCCUCACCGCGGGAAUGAACGGGAUAACCCCCGGCCAGGAGAGGACACCGGCGUCGGAGCCCGUGUGGGAGCGGCCCUGGUCGGUGGAGGAGAUCCGCAGAAGCAGCCAGAGCUGGUCGCUGGCGGCCGACGCGGGCCUACUACAGUUUCUGCAGGAAUUCUCACAGCAGACUAUCUCUAGGACCCAUGAAAUCAAGAAACAAGUGGAUGGACUAAUUCGGGAAACUAAAGCCACAGAUUGUCGCCUACAUAAUGUCUUCAAUGACUUCCUUAUGCUGUCUAAUACCCAGUUCAUUGAAAACCGUGUAUAUGAUGAAGAAGUGGAGGAGCCAGUACUCAAGCCUGAGGCGGAGAAAGCAGAACAGGAGAAGACCCGGGAACAGAAAGAAGUGGAUUUGAUUCCUAAAGUUCAGGAGGCUGUGAACUAUGGUUUACAAGUAUUGGACAGUGCAUUUGAGCAACUGGAUAUAAAAGCAGGAAACUCAGACUCUGAAGAAGAUGAUGCUAAUGAACGGGUGGAACUGAUCCUUGAACCAAAGGAUCUAUACAUUGAUCGUCCUUUACCUUAUUUAAUUGGGUCAAAGCUAUUCAUGGAGCAGGAAGACGUGGGUCUUGGAGAGUUGUCUAGUGAAGAAGGUUCAGUAGGCAGCGAUCGUGGCAGUAUUGUGGACAGUGACGAAGAGAAUGAAGAAGAGGAGUCAGAUGAAGAUUUUGCCAACCGUAGUGACAAUGAUCAAAACCGGCACACUGCACAGAUGAGUGAUGAAGAGGAGGAGGACGAUGGUUGUGACAUUUUUGCUGACUCUGAGAAGGAGGAGGAAGAUACUGAGGACACUGAAGAAAAUACUAGACCUACAAAAAGUAGACCUACAUCGUUUGCUGAUGAGCUGGCUGCUAGAAUCAAUGGGGGUGCCUGGAGCCAGAAAGAAGAGGAGCAGAUAAUCUUGUCUCCAGGAGAAGCAAAACCUCGGGAGACAGUAAAAGAGAAGAAGGAAAGAACUCCCUCAGAUGAUGAAGGCGAUAACUUCUUUGUGCCCCCCAAGCUGACUGAUGAAGACUUCUCACCAUUUGGCUCCAGAGGCGGCCUGUUCAGUGGAGGGAAGGGACUUUUUGAUGGGGAGGAAGAGAGCGACCUCUUCACGGAAGCGCCUCAGGAUCAGGAAGCUCGAGCCUCCAUUAAUGCAGCAUCUUCAUCCUCAAUACCUGCAAAGAAAAUCCCAGCAGGAGCUGUUUCGGUAUUUUUAGGGGACACUGAUGUGUUUGGUGCCACCUCUGCUCCGUCACUGAAGGAACCCCAGAAGCACGAGCAGCCCACCGCAGGGCAAAGCCCAUACCUUGCAGCGCCCACUGGCCUCUUUGAUGAUACUGAUGACGACAACACCUUUUUUGCAGCAUCAUCUAGCAAGUCUUCCAUGACAGAAAAAGUCACAUCCAUUGCCAAUAUCUUUGAUGAUGAGGAAGGAUAUCUGUUCAAAGACAAAGCAGUGGCUUUGCCAGAAGCUACUGUGAAUCAGACAGAUGAACACCAAGCAAGAGCAAAAAAAAAGAUUGCCAUAUCUUCCAGCAAAAAUCUCAAGCUCUCAUCAGAAACAAAGACUCAGAAAGGCUUAUUUUCAGAUGAGGAGGACUCUGAGGAUUUGUUUUCUUCUCAAAAUGUGAGUAAGCCGAAAGAUGCAUCUCUCCUGCCCAGCAAACCCCCAAUGUCAGCCUCAUUUUUCGAUGAUGAAGAUGAAGAGGAUAAUCUUUUUGGGACUACAGCUGGUAAGAAACAGACAUCAUCUCUACUAACUCAGAGUCAAGAGAAAUCAAAAUCCUCUGAGCCCUCUAGAAAAAAAGCAUCUGCCUUAUUGUUCAGCAGUGAUGAUGAGGAGGACCAGUGGAAUAUUACUGAUUCACAGACCAACUCAUCAUCUGAUAAUAGGUCUAAAGGAGAACUUCGGGACUCUGGGACCACCCAGGUCCAGGAGGCCAAGGCUGUGAAAAAGACCAGCCUGUUUGAGGACGAUGAUGAAGAUGACCUGUUUGUUAUUGCUAAGGACAGCCGAAAGAAGACCCAGAGAGUAUCACUGCUCUUCGAAGAGGAUGCCGAUAGUGGAAGUUCUCUGUUUGGCUCUCCUCCUGCAUCUGUUCCUCCUGCAACAAAGGAAGGACCUUUGACACUCUCUUCUCAGCAAGCAGCCAAGCAUUCUGAUUUACUUUCUUCAUCUUCCCCAUUGGACAAAGGAACCAAAAAUAGAACCAAAACUGUUCUUAGCCUAUAUGAUGAGGAAGAGGAUAAAACAGAGGAUCAGAGCAGCAUCCAAGUGCCAAAGAGAGUAGGAACGGGCUCCAAUCCUGAUGCCUGGCCCAAAAGCACAGGUGUCUUUCAGGAUGAAGAACUCCUUUUCAGUCAUAAGCUCCAGGACAAUGACCCAGAUGUUGACCUUUUCUCCAGCACCAAAAAAACCAGGUUCUUAGAGCCAAGUGUUGGGAGCCUUUUUGGGGAUGAUGAAGAUGACGAUCUGUUCAGCUCUGCCAAGUUGAAGCCUUUGAUACCUGAAAAGAAGAAGGUAGUGAAAAAAGACCACUCUAUUUCCUCUUUUAAGAAUGAGAAACAUCUUGAGUCCACUCAAGGUAUCAAAGAAAAAAGUGAAUGGAAACUGGAAACACCUCAGGACUUACCAGAUCCCGUUCCAUUUAAAACCAAAGAGCCAUCCCCUCGGAUCUGGAAAAUACAAGCAGAUUUAACGAUUAAUCCAGCAGCCUUGCUACCUGCAGUGACUCCGCAGAUCUCUGGAACAAGACCUGUUUUGCCUGAAUUGGCUUUCCCUUCAUCUGAACCUGGGAGGACCCACAGUCUGGGAAAUAUGCCCACUCUUUCUGGAAGUGGGGAGGCCGGUGUGAGUUUUGAUCUUCCAGCUCAGGCAGACACUCUACACAGUGCAAACAAGAGCCGAGUCAAAGUCAGAGGGAAGCGCAGACCACAGACCCGCGCGGCUCGGCGGUUGGCUGCCCAGGAGUCCAGUGAGGCUGAGGACAUGAGUGUCCCCAAAGGAUCUGUUGCACAGUUGGCAGAUGGCACCAUUUCACCAGAUCGCUGUCAGCCACAGCCCACAGCUGGUGGAAAAGACUCUGAGGAAGCUGUGGCAACUGCUACUCCACCUUGGGCAGGUGGUCCCGUGCUUGGAAUGGACGGAAACUCCUUUGCAAAAUCUUUGGGUCAGCCUCAUAAGGAUGAUAUUUUUGAUUCUGAAGACAUUUUUUCCAAGGGCUCUGGUUCUCAGUCCACUGGGAGAAAAACAGUCUUGGUGAAGGCAGCAGAGAGCCUUGCUACACUUCCAGGGGGAAGUAAAGAAAAGAGCUCCGUGUUUCCUGCUCUAGGUGAGGCAGGCAGUGAUGAUGAUCUCUUUCAGUCUGUUACACCAAAACCAACAAGGAAAACAAAUCCCUUCCCUCUCCUGAAAGAUGAGGAUGAUCUCUUUAUAGACCAGAAGGGUAAGAAAAAUGAGUCAAAAUCCAACCAUCAACAGGAUGUCAUCUCAAAAUCACAAGAUAUUUUUGAGGAUGAUAUAUUUGCUACAGAAGCAAUUCAACCCUCACAAAAAACAAGAGAGAAGGAAAGAACAUUUGAAUCCAACUUGUUUGAUGAUAAUAUUGACAUCUUUGCUGACUUAACUGUAAAACCAAAAGAAAAGUCCAAAAAGAAAGUGGAAGCCAAGUCUAUAUUUGCUGAUGAUAUGGAUGACAUAUUCUCCUCUGGUGUCCAGGCUAAGACAACCAAACCGAAAAGUCGAUCCUCACAGGCAGUGCCUGAACUAAAAUCUGAACAGAAGGUGUCAAACAUAUUUGAUGAUCCCUUGAACGCUUUUGGAGACCAGUAGAAUGAACGGGGUAUCAUAUCUAAUCCUUCAGCUACAUCUUUGAGUUAAUGAUGCUAUCUUAGGUGCCCAUUGUCUUAACUGAACUAUAUAAGCAAAUACUGAAACAGCUAGCUUACCUCUUAUCCAGUGUACUUUGUAUUUUUCUGCAGUGGUUUUAAUCAUGGCCUAAUACUGCAAAACAAAAAUAAAUGUUUCACAAUGUUGUUGUG
Messenger RNA from Manis pentadactyla (Chinese pangolin), 4178 nucleotides. RefSeq names its product WASH complex subunit 2A (gene WASHC2A). NCBI's taxonomy places the organism in Eukaryota, Metazoa, Chordata, Mammalia, Pholidota, Manidae. The record is from RefSeq and is a predicted model, not a curated record. Bases 124 to 3969 code for a protein of 1281 amino acids. The transcript is spliced from 30 exons. Gene Ontology annotation, cellular component: WASH complex; early endosome. Gene Ontology annotation, molecular function: retromer complex binding; phosphatidylinositol phosphate binding. Gene Ontology annotation, biological process: protein localization to endosome; retrograde transport, endosome to Golgi.